This is a messenger RNA of Dictyostelium purpureum, 420 nucleotides long. RefSeq lists its product as uncharacterized. Bases 1 to 420 code for a protein of 139 amino acids. Gene Ontology annotation, biological process: iron-sulfur cluster assembly. Lineage: Eukaryota; Evosea; Eumycetozoa; Dictyosteliales; Dictyosteliaceae. The record is from RefSeq and is a predicted model, not a curated record. The transcript has a single exon.
AUGUCAGAUAACCCAAAUCCAGUAAUUUAUGUUCAAGAAAAUGAAAUUAAAGAUGAGGAAGAUGUUUUAAUGAGUUCAAGAUAUUCAUUGGGCGAAGAUGAACUUGACCCAUUUGAUGAAGAAGAGAUUUUCGAUUUAGUACGUAAUAUUACAGAUCCAGAACAUCCAUUAACAUUAGAACAAUUAAAUGUAGUACGUGUCGAAAAUAUAAAUAUUGAUAUAAAAAAGAGUUAUAUACGUUUAUAUUUUACACCAACCGUACCCCAUUGUUCAAUGGCAAAUCUUAUUGGACUUUCAAUUAAAGAAAAAUUAGCAAGAUCACUCCCAAAACGUUUUAAAGUUGAUGUUAUUGUAACACCUGGUAGUCAUUCUUCAGAAUCUUCUGGUAAAUAUAUAUAUACUAUAGUCAAUUAUUAUUAA